CCUGCUUGCUCGGGAGAACCAGGGGGACACAGGGAUAAAAACUAUGAAAACAACCCUUCUUGAGGCUGUCCAGAAAAGAUUCAAGACCAUCGAGAAUGAGCCCUUGUAUGCAGUUGCCACUCUUUUAGACCCAAGAUUCAAAGACAGAUACUUCACAAGUGCAGACAGCAUCAAACAUGCCAAGGAUGCUCUGACCCAAGAGGUGGAAAAGAUGGAGGUGUUACAGAGCAGGACCACACCUGAGGGAGCAGAGAGAGUGCCAGAAAACCCCCAUAAAGCCCCCCGUAUGGAAGCACAGCCGGACAGCAGCAGCAGCAGAAAGAGCAGCUUGAAAGGCCUGUUUGAGGAAAUCCUGCAGGAGCAUGAUGAGGAACGUGGGGCAAGCAGCACAAGCACGCAAGUUCAAAUACAGACAUAUUUGACAGAGCAAACGGUCCCACGCUCAGACAGCCCAUUCCAUUACUGGGGAGUCAACGCAAUUCGGUUUCCCACCCUGGCUGCCACUGCUGCAAAGUUUCUCUGUGCUCCUUGUACCAGUGUUGACAGUGAGAGACUGUUCAGUGCAGCGUCCAACAUUGUUGACGCAAGAAGGAACAGGCUAGGAGGAGAGAGGGCAGAAAUGCUUAUCUUCUUGAAGAAGAAUCUGCCUUUGCAUUUGAAAUUAUGAGCAAUACUAAAUUGCUAGAAAUGCUACUGCAAUGUGUAGCCUACUUGUUUUAAAGUAUUUUUUGUUUACUGUGUAGCUGCUGCUCUUUUGA
Solea senegalensis (Senegalese sole) is the source of this 758-nucleotide messenger RNA. Its product is annotated as zinc finger BED domain-containing protein 4-like. The transcript is spliced from 2 exons. Bases 44 to 667 code for a protein of 207 amino acids. Lineage: Eukaryota; Metazoa; Chordata; Actinopteri; Pleuronectiformes; Soleidae. Gene Ontology annotation, molecular function: protein dimerization activity. The record is from RefSeq and is a predicted model, not a curated record.